This is a messenger RNA of Symbiodinium natans, 1083 nucleotides long. The record is from the annotation of a GenBank genome assembly. Lineage: Eukaryota; Dinophyceae; Suessiales; Symbiodiniaceae.
AUGUCCACGCUAGAGGCAGACUGUAUGAGCAGAUGUAGCGCAUGGCGACGGUCGAGAUCCAGAGUUGCGAUCUCUCUUGCUCUAUCCACGCUGCCGUUCUUUGGGCAGGGUGCUUGCAUGGCGCUGGUCACUUUGGAAAGCGAGUUCGGAUCUAGAUGGCCGCAACUUUCGGUGGCCCUGGGCAGGCCAAAGCGAUAUGCAGCUUGGGUCAACCCCUUUGCUGCCAAAGAUGCAGCUGAAGGGCUACUCAGAUCACAUGGUCUGGAACCCUUACCUGGCAUUGCAGGUAAGGCACAUCUGUGGGCUCCAACUGAUGAACCUGAAAAACUGCUGCCAAAGCCCCCAACCUGCUCAUCCAGUGGCUUGAAGGCUUACUACCCACUGGACUUGGCCUCAGCCAUGCCUGUCUUGGCCCUUCUCCAAGUUUUGGAGCCAGGCGUGCCAGGCAUGCCAAGCACGGCGCUCGAUGCGUGCGCAGCACCCGGCGGCAAGUUCCUGCUGCUGGCAGGCGCAGUGCUGGGAAAGGAGAUGCGCAGGGCGGAUCUGGUUGCGAUAGAGAGUGAUGCUUUCCGAGUGGGCCGGCUGAAGCAGAAUCUACGCCUGUAUUUGCCCGAAGCCACCUCGCGGCACGUGCGGGUGCUCCGCGCUGACUCUACAAGAGCUCUUGGCCAGUUGCAAGAAAGCCCCUUCGACGCCAUUCUGGUCGACGCGCCUUGCUCUUCAGAGCGGGAGAGGCUCUUGCGGUCGUUGCGACGAGGGCAGCGCAGCGAAGGCUGGAAGCUAAGCAAAGCUCAAGCGAAUGCCCGACGGCAGGUCAGCUUGUUGAGUUGUGCCUUGCAGAAUAUCUUGCCCGGAGGCAUAGUUAUUUAUGCCACAUGUGCCCUUUCCCAUAUCGAGAACGACCUCGUUGUUCAAGAAGUUUUAAACGACCCGAAGAACUGUGUGUUGCCAAUCUCACAUGAUGUCCCCGGUGUUGAGAUCGAAUCGACUCGCUACGGCUGGCGAGUUUUGCCUGACCGCGGCGGCUGGGGACCUUUGUACUGGGCGGCGUUGUCCCGCCGAAGCCUUGCCAGAAGCCGUUAA